AUGAGAGUGAAAUACUUGUUUUGUUGUACCGGAGAAGUGGACACUUACAAACAAGAAGUAAUGGAGUUGCUCAAGAUGGCGUGGCCAAUGGCACUGACGCAGUUCCUGAUGUUUCUGCCAUUGUUUGUUAGUCAGAGUUUUUGUGGACAUUUAGGAAAGGAAUCAAUGGACGGUGCUGCCUUAGCAUCUACAAUUAUCAAUGUUACAGGGGUUUUUGUGAUAAUAGGCUUGUCUACGGCGGCCGAUGCUCUAUUUUCACAGACCUAUGGAAGCGGAAACACGGAAGAAGUUGGUGUUAUUUUACAGAAAGGUAUAUGGAUUCUGAUGCUGUCUUGCUUGCCUUGCUGGGCUUUGUUCUUGAACACUGGUCUGAUUCUUCAAUCAUUUGGAAUGGAUAACGAUGUAUCCAGUAUUGGAGGACAGUUUGCAACGUUAUCUAUUCCUAACUUACCGGGCCAUGGCUUGGACAUAUUACUGCGUAAAUUUUUGCAAGCACAGUCUAUUGUUAUACCUAGUCUGUUGGUUGGAAUUAUUAUAAACAUGGUUAAUGCAGGAUUGCACGCGUUGUUUAUCGAUGUGAUAGGAUUAGAGACCAGAGGAGCGGCUCUCGCAUUGACCUUAACGUACUGGUGCUCGGUUUUAUUUCACGUGCUGUUUAUCAUAUGCAGGGGAUACUACAAGACCACCUGGAAAGGUUGGAGUAGAGAAAGUUUAUAUGGUUGGGGAACCUUUAUGAAGCUGGCUAUUCCAGGAUUAUUCAUGAUGUGCUUGGAGUUCUGGAGUUUUGAAAUCAUUACUCUAAUGGGUGGUUUUUUGGGUAAAGCCGAUUUAGCAGCAAAUACAAUAAUUUAUAAUGUCGCGCUACUGAUGUACGUGAUUGUAUUCGGGAUGUCUGGUGCAGGGGGUAUUCGUGUUGGACUCUACCUAGGGACAGGGGAUACUAAAAUGGCGCAAGUAGCAUCAAGGGUAGCCUUAGGUUGUGGAUUGUGUUUUGCUGUCUUAAUUGCUGUUUUGCUUGCCUCUCUUAACAACUAUAUUCCUCAUAUCUUUUCGAAUGAUAAGGAUGUUUUAGCCCUGGCUUCACCUAUGAUGCUCCAGCUUGCAAUAUUUAAAGUUACAGAUACGAUACAGGCAACUGGUGGUGGACUGCUGCGCGGAAUAGGUCUCCAUGCUUUUGGAGCUAUUUUCAAUUUUGUUGGUUACUACAUCAUAGCAUUGCCCAUAUCAAUACCAUUGAUGUUUGCAACAUAUCUCCGAAUUGCAGGUGCCUACUGGGGAAUGAUCAUUGGAUCCUUUUUAAACUGUGUGAUUUACUGUGUCAGAAUUUUCACACUCGACUGGGAGGAGGAGACAAGAAAGGCCUUGAAAAGAGCUGGAGUUGAGGAAGCAGACAGAAACACCGAUAAAAUAAUCAAAUCAUCAGAUGAAAAACAACCAAUACGAAUGGCAGAUAUAAAUUUAAACGAUGGUAGUAAGUGUUACAAUUCCGUGGAUGGCUCUAUCCAGACUAGUGCACAAGCAAAUAAAAUGGACAAUUUACCAUCAUAUCACCAAAGAAUUUUAUGUAAAAUAAUCACUUUAAUAUCAUUUCUGUUGAUACUAGUUGGUGGUGUUUGUAUAAGAAUUUUUGUUCGUGUUUGA
This is a messenger RNA of Saccostrea echinata, 1641 nucleotides long. RefSeq names its product multidrug and toxin extrusion protein 1-like. Gene Ontology annotation, cellular component: membrane. Lineage: Eukaryota; Metazoa; Mollusca; Bivalvia; Ostreida; Ostreidae. The record is from RefSeq and is a predicted model, not a curated record. Gene Ontology annotation, molecular function: xenobiotic transmembrane transporter activity; antiporter activity. Bases 1 to 1641 code for a protein of 546 amino acids. Gene Ontology annotation, biological process: xenobiotic detoxification by transmembrane export across the plasma membrane. The transcript has 18 exons.